UGGCCUUGCUCACAAAAUGCCAUAUCAUAUAGACUAAAUAAUAGCAGAUCACCUCACCUCACUGAGACAGUUAAGCCUGUAACUCUGGUCCAGCCGAGGAAACCGACAGUUGCUAAACGCGCGCGCCUGUAAUUAAAAAAGGAUAGCACUGACGCACCUUUCUUGCGCAAUCAAAUGUGCAAAAGCGCAACAGUCGCUCUACCCCAGAGCUUCAAACGCAGAGGUCYAGAUUUCCACGGUCAUCUUCUUGAGACCACACCAAAAUGAACGGGAACACACUGUUCAUCCCGGGUGAAACGUGAGUAGCCUGAACUGAACUGAAAAUUAAGUUGGCUGAUGUUACCUUUACCUGAAGACAAGGCGGAAUAGGGAGAGGGACAACAGAGAAUGACAAAGACGUUCUCAGAGUAAAUGAGUUGAGUACCCAUAACAGAGAUGAUAGUGCAUGUUGUAAAGCGCAUGCGCAGGUUACCACUUUUGCUUUAGUUUAGGACGGUUGGUUACAAUUUGCUCCCAACUAUUGUAGCUAUUUAUAGCCCACAAAAAAAACAUUAAACUGCUUAAAUCAGCUUUAUCUGAUAUGACCUGAGUUAGAACCAUCAACAACAAGCAGGUUAAGUAACUGUAGUGGUUAAAUACAGUCAUUUGUUUACACCGGAUAAUUCAGUACGUUGUAGAUUAUGUAACGGGUAAACCCGGCCUUGGUAACCCUUUACCAUUCACACUGCUGGAGACUACAUGCGCUUKUAUUAAUGACCUAAUUAAAACCGAAAAGGAAAGCAAUAAAAUUAAAUUAAACGUUUUAUAAUUAGUCUAUAAUGACACAUUUUCUUUCUUCAUAUUUCCAUUGGCCGUAUCAUAUAUCAAGCUACUGAGAAAAAAAAACUCCAGACAAACAUAUAGGCCUAGCCUAUAGGCCUAAACGUUUUGCGUUUUGCUUGCCUGCCCUCAUAUUUAUUUAGGUAAAAUUCGUUGGUUGGGCUAUGUUUUAACCGGGCACUACAGAAUAAAGACCGACCCUCUGCAGCAAACAAACGGCCGUGAGUUAUUACAUAAGUCUUGGUGACAUAACCUCUGAGCGCGAGCUCGGGACGACAGCCAGGGCGCAAAGAGCAAGCGGGUUGAAACCGGAGUAGCCUGAACUGCUUGUACAAGGAAGUUCGUUGRAAAAAUGAAGUUGGCUGAUAUUAUKCUCACGUGAAGACAAMACGGAAUAUGGAGAGAGAGUGACAACAGAYAAUGACAAAGACGUUGUCAGAGUAAAUGAGSGUACUGACUCUAACAGAGAUGGUAGUGCAUGUUUUAAAGCGCAUGCGCCGUCCCUGCCUCUAGAACAGCAGGUAGUUCUAUAUAUUUAGAAAUAAAGAUCCAAAGUUUUUYAAGUUAUUUAUGGUGCKUUGUGCAUAGCAAAACGCGCGGUAGAAUAGACAAUAAAAAGGGGUGUGUAGACACGCUUGUCCCAGGAGUGUGAAGUGGCGUAGUGUGUGUCAGAGCCAGGUGCAAGCACACGCAGUUUGUUUUGACGGGGGGAGUUAUGGAAUAUGAGGAGCCCGAAUCACCCGAACACAUCACUACAGAAGAACCAAUCAAAAGAGGAGACACUGUGUCCAAGAAGACUCAUUUGACUCAGAUUGAGGUGAUUCCCUGUAAGAUCUGUGGUGAUAAAUCAUCAGGAGUUCACUAUGGAGUCAUCACCUGCGAGGGCUGCAAGGGUUUUUWCCGGCGUAGCCAGCUGCCGUCCGUGUCCUACUCCUGUUCCAGACAGAGUAACUGUCCUAUAGACAGAGCCAGCCGCAACCGCUGCCAGAGCUGCCGACUGCAGAAGUGUGUGACCCAGGGCAUGAGCCGGGAUGCGGUGAAGUUUGGUCGGAUGUCGAAACGUCAGCGUGAGUCUCUGCGUGCCGAGGUGGAGAGACACCGUCAGCAGCAGCAGCAGCAGCAUCUCCAGGCAGAGGCCCAGCCCGCCCUGCCCUACCCCAGCAAGGCAUGCCGUUUCCGGACACCCCACCUGCUCCAGGCCCCGGCUCCGGCCUACUCCUUCCCUGGAGAGCCAGAGCUGCCACCCUGCCCGACAGAUGUGCCCCUACCUGGUGUGCUCCCCAGGCGAGUCCCAGGCUCCAGGUCUGGCCUACCAGGGUCCUGUGUGUCUCCUGGCAGUGGGCACUCAGACAAAGAGGUAAGGGAGUGGACACAUACGUACACACCUCGAAACACAUAA
Salvelinus sp. IW2-2015 is the source of this 2218-nucleotide messenger RNA. Its product is annotated as nuclear receptor ROR-gamma. The record is from RefSeq and is a predicted model, not a curated record. Gene Ontology annotation, biological process: regulation of transcription by RNA polymerase II. Gene Ontology annotation, molecular function: zinc ion binding; RNA polymerase II cis-regulatory region sequence-specific DNA binding; nuclear receptor activity. NCBI's taxonomy places the organism in Eukaryota, Metazoa, Chordata, Actinopteri, Salmoniformes, Salmonidae. Gene Ontology annotation, cellular component: nucleus.